GGGAACGCGCGCGAUACAAUCGCGAAGAUGCUCGUCCGCGUCGUCGUCCUCAGCCUGCUGCUGACGAUCGCCCUGACCUCGGGAGAGAUUCUCAACCAGGGAUGGUGGAGCCAUACGGUUUUCUAUCAAGUUUACCCUCGCAGUUUUAUGGACGCCAACGAUGACGGCGUGGGUGAUCUCAAAGGCGUUACAAGCAAACUCGAGCAUUUCGUGGAAUCUGGAGUAGGGGCGAUAUGGCUGUCGCCCAUUAAUCGAAGUCCCAUGGUCGACUUUGGAUACGAUAUCUCAGAUUUCAAAGACAUCGACGGAAUAUUCGGUACAAUAGAAGACUUCAAGGAUCUCGUGGCACGCGCGAAGAAGCUCGGGCUGAAGGUUAUUCUCGACCUUGUGCCUAAUCACACUUCCGAUGAGCAUUAUUGGUUCAACCAGAGCGUGCAUCGUGUCGGCAAGUACGCUGAUUACUACGUAUGGGCCGAUGGGAGAAAUAACAACAAGGAUCCACCGAACAAUUGGCUGAGCGUGUUCAGCGGCCCGGCCUGGACAUUCAACGAGACCCGGAAGCAAUGGUACUUUCAUCAGUUCGAGCGCAGACAACCGGAUUUGAAUUACAGCAAUCCCAAUGUGCAAGAGGAAAUGCAGGAAGUUAUCGAGUACUGGUUGCGAAAAGGCGUGGACGGAUUCCGCGUGGAUGCGGUGCCUCAUCUAUUCGAGACGAAUUACACGUCGGACGAGCCCGAGAGCAAAGCACCGGAUGUCACGAAGGACGAUUACGGUUAUCUGAAUCAUACGCUAACGAAGGAUCAACCGCAAACCUACGAAUUGGUGCGAAGUUGGAGGAAGAUCUUGGACGAUUACGCUAAUCGAACUAAUACGGAUGAGAAGGUGAUGAUGACCGAGGCGUACACCUCGUUGGAAAAUACCAUCAAAUAUUACAAUUACGGUUCCCACAUCCCCUUCAAUUUUAACUUUAUCAUGAACGUUAACGCCAACUCCAAUGCCGCGGAAUUUAAAAAUAUAAUAGACGAGUGGAUGAAGGCGAAACCCAAGGAUGGCGUAGCUAACUGGGUGAUGGGAAAUCACGAUCGCAAUCGUACCGCCACGCGUUAUCCCGGAAGACCCGAUCAGAUGACGAUGUUGGCCAUGACGUUGCCAGGCGUGGCGGUUACGUAUUACGGUGAGGAAAUUGGCAUGGUUGACAAGAGCGACAUAAGCUGGGAGGAUACACAGGAUCCCCAGGCUUGCAACGCGGGCAAAGAGAAAUACAGAAGUCGAUCUCGCGAUCCCGUUCGCACGCCGUUCCAGUGGAACUCGGGGCUUCACGCAGGUUUCAGUAACACCAAGAAUAAAACCUGGCUGCCGAUCCACGAAAAUUAUCGCACUGUAAAUUUGCACGCUCAAAAGAGCGCCAAUGAGUCGCACUACAAGGUUUAUCGUGCUCUGACGAAGUUGCGCGAAACAUCCGACGCGCUCAAGUCCGGAUCAGUGACUACCCAAGUGUUGAACAGCACCGUUCUGCUCGUCCUGCGGAAGACGCAAAAGGAAGCCGCGACUUUACUGAUAAAUUUCUCAAUUCAAAACAAGUGGGAAGGUGAUCUGACGGGAGUCCUCACGGGAUUCGAAGGCGGUGUGGUUAAAGUAGCGAGCGUGGAUUCCAAGAUACGGGAAAAUCAAAUUGUCGACCUGAAGAAAGUUAAUCUCCCGGCGAGAGCCUCGAUGCUCUUCCUCUCUGAUGGCAAGUAAACCAAUUCUAAGCGAAGCAACGGCGAGGUUUCAGCGUAUGUGACUGAGCUUCGGACGAUCCCGCCGCCAGCGUUUUUUCCGACAAUAUAAUGUGUUGUACAUGUGAUCGGAGCGACAAAAAUAAAUAAUCAAUGAAGGACUCGCUCUCGCUGUAAUCGCACGUUGUACACGGAUGAGAAUACAGUAUUUUAAUUACGAGAGA
Odontomachus brunneus is the source of this 1942-nucleotide messenger RNA. RefSeq names its product maltase 1-like. The coding region runs from base 28 to 1740 and encodes 570 amino acids. Gene Ontology annotation, biological process: carbohydrate metabolic process. NCBI's taxonomy places the organism in Eukaryota, Metazoa, Arthropoda, Insecta, Hymenoptera, Formicidae. The transcript has 8 exons. The record is from RefSeq and is a predicted model, not a curated record.